AUGAGGAAGCAGCUUGAGAAGGUUCCGGCUGGUUCUGCGAGACGCGGUGAUAAUGAGGACGACUCUCAGUUAAUGAGAAGCUGUCCCACCGCCGUGACCGAGAUAUCGCCCCGGAGGCGCACAAAGGUCCACGUGCUCUGGAAGGCGCCCCCUGUUGGAAGUGGCUGUGUCAUCCUGAAAGCGAAUGUCCUCUGGAAGGGGGUCAUUUCUUUCCGGGAUGGGGCCUUAGUCACCAAGAGGAUGUGUGAGGAAGAGCAGCUUCAGGGGGUCGUGGAGGAGGCCACUCCAUCAUGCUGUGCCUGUGGGACGGCCAUGUACAGACUGACCUUCUACGGGAACUGGUCAGAGGAGCUCCACCCCAAAGAUUACCCCAAGGUCUCCAGCCAUUGGUCGGCCAUCCUUGGGGCAUCACAUUCGAGGAGCUACCGGCUGUGGGCGUAUGGGAGCUACGCCAGCGAAGGCGUCCAGCAGCUCGCAGAACAGGGGUCCCCUAUCAGGAUGGAGGAAGAGAUCCGAGAGAAGGGUGAUGAAAUCCUGACUGUCAUCAAGGCGAAGGCUCUGUGGCCGGCCUGGCAGCCCCAGGACAUGAGGCCCCCACCCACGGUGGAGUUCCUGGUGGACAGAGUGCACCACAUGCUGUCUUUCUUGACCAUGCUGGGCCCCAGUCCGGACUGGGCGGUGGGGCUCUCUGCCCAGGACCUGUGUACCCAGGAGUGCAGCUGGGUCCAGAGGCUCGUGCGGGAUCUGCUGCCCUGGGACGCUGGCGUAGACAGUGGGGUCUCCUACGAGUCCCCCGCCAUGCCCACGGUGCCCCGGGAAAGAAUCCGACCCCUGACCAGCCAGGAAAACCCAGCAGGCCCCUUCUACGACCCGGAGGGCAGACCCUUGAAGCCCGUCGCGCGCGUGCUGCUGGAGAGAAUCGCUUGGAAGCAGGGGGAGCAGUGCAGCCUCACCCAGGAUACUGGUGAUGACGUCAUAGUGGAUGGCAAGCAGAGGCAGGAAGCUGCAGACUGCAGGGUGGGGGCCCGACCUGGGUGCGGCAGCCCCUUCCCCGGGGUUCACGCCGCACGCCGCAUCCUGGGCAACAGACUAGGUGGCGCUCUCAAGCUACGCUGUGCCCUGGCACUGAGAACAGGAGGCAUCUGUCCUGGAGUGGCUGGGGCUCCCAGAGCUCGGAACUCGAGGAGUCAGGACGUGGCAGUGGGGAUUCCCUGAAAAACUAGACAAACUAGAGGCUGACGCUAGAAACUGCAGGAAGAGAAAUCGGCAGGAAGGGAUG
Messenger RNA from Brienomyrus brachyistius, 1279 nucleotides. RefSeq names its product spondin-1-like. Gene Ontology annotation, biological process: cell adhesion. The record is from RefSeq and is a predicted model, not a curated record. The transcript is spliced from 11 exons. Lineage: Eukaryota; Metazoa; Chordata; Actinopteri; Osteoglossiformes; Mormyridae. The coding region runs from base 1 to 1215 and encodes 404 amino acids. Gene Ontology annotation, cellular component: extracellular matrix.